Messenger RNA from Canis lupus familiaris (dog), 538 nucleotides. RefSeq names its product H4 histone 16 (gene H4C16). The transcript has a single exon. Gene Ontology annotation, cellular component: nucleosome. The record is from RefSeq and is a predicted model, not a curated record. Bases 66 to 377 code for a protein of 103 amino acids. Gene Ontology annotation, molecular function: protein heterodimerization activity; DNA binding; structural constituent of chromatin. Gene Ontology annotation, biological process: nucleosome assembly. NCBI's taxonomy places the organism in Eukaryota, Metazoa, Chordata, Mammalia, Carnivora, Canidae.
GGUCUGCACGGCCCCGAACGCCAGCUGCCUGCUCCUCGGCCCUCGGCUGCUCCCGAGCUGCCAGAAUGUCCGGGCGCGGGAAAGGCGGCAAAGGGCUGGGCAAGGGAGGCGCCAAGCGCCACCGGAAGGUCCUGCGGGACAACAUCCAGGGCAUCACGAAGCCCGCCAUCCGCCGGCUUGCCCGCCGAGGCGGGGUGAAGCGCAUUUCUGGGCUCAUCUACGAGGAGACCCGCGGGGUGCUCAAGGUGUUCCUGGAGAACGUGAUCCGCGACGCGGUGACCUACACGGAGCACGCCAAGCGCAAGACGGUCACCGCCAUGGACGUGGUCUACGCGCUCAAGCGCCAGGGCCGCACCCUGUACGGCUUCGGCGGCUGAGCCGCGUCUGCCGCUCCCCUCCAGACUCCUAAAGGCCCUUUUAAGGGCCCCCAGAACGUCAGGGAAAGAGCUGGCACCUGUAGUUGCUGGGCGGGGGUAGGGGCGCUCGAGCACGCCCUGCCUUGGGCCGUGGAAGCUCCCGCCCCGGGCUGCGGGCGGCU